CUCACGCGCCGCAGUGCGCAUGCGCGCUGGGACGGUGUUGACCAUGGCGACGGUUCGGGACUGGCCGGUGGCCGCGAUCUUGCUGCUUCUGCUCGGCGUGUUCCAGGCCGAGGCCCAGGAGGGCAUCCUCCGCGCGUCCAGCAAAGAGACCUCUCCCAAAAUCCGGGAGUACUGCAUUAUUUUCAACGCGCAGUGGAUGCCGCUUCCCAGUACUCUGACCAACGCCACUAAUUACCAAUUACAAGACCUGACCAGCACUGAACUCUGCAAUUCAUCAGAUGUGCCUGCUGAGGGUAUAAAGGACAAGCUUGUGGUUGUGAUGAGAGGGAACUGUACAUUCAUUGAAAAAGCACGGGUUGCUGUGGGGAACCAUGCCAAAGCUCUGUUGAUUGCCUCUACAAGUGGUCUAAUUCCUCCUAAGGGUAAUACAUCUGAAUACGAGCAGCUACAAAUUCCAGUGGCCUUAAUCAGCUAUGAUGAUAUACUAUCCAUGAAAAAGGUGCUGGGGAAUCAAAUUUCAGCCACACUCUACUCUCCUCCCAUGCCCUCUAUGGACUACAGCAUCCUGAUUGUCUUCUUUAUUGCUGUUGGAACUGUUGCCCUUGGAAGUUACUGGAGUGGGAUAGAAGAACCGGAAAGUGAAAGUUUAUCACCUGAAUCCAGAUCAAAGACCCGGAGAGGGAGUAAGAAUGAGGACACGGCGAACAUCUUGACUCCAGUCACCGUCCUAUUUUUUGUCAUCAUUGUUAUCGUGAUGAUUGUACUGUUGUACUUCUUCUACAAGUGGUUAGUGUACGUGGUCAUUGCCAUCUUCAGCGUAGCUUCAACAAUCAGUCUCUACAAUUGUUUGUCGGCACUAGUGAGGAGAAUCCCAUAUUGCAAAUGCAGCUUCAUGUGCAGUAGCAGAAGGAUUGAAGUUCGUUUGGUGGUGCUCGCAUUGUUCUGUAUAACAUUGGUUGCUGUGUGGGUUGUGUUUCGAAAUAAUGACAGAUGGAUUUGGAUUCUACACGACUGUCUUGGAGUUGCUUUUUGCCUUAACUUCUUGAAGACCUUGAAGAUGCCUCACUAUAAGUCCUGUGUCAUCCUGCUGGUUCUCCUCCUCAUCUAUGAUGUCUUCUUUGUUUUCAUCACGCCACUCUUCACGCCGAAUCACGAGAGCAUUAUGGUUGAGGUCGCAACAGGAUCUGGAUCUGGCAGCAGUGAAAAGACUACUGGAACCAACUUAAUGGAACUUGCUGUUGCACCAGCGCCUCGUAAUGAAAAAUUGCCUGUAGUUAUCAGAGUGCCAAGAUUGGUGCCGUCUGUUGCAACCUUGUGUGGAAUUCCAUUUUCUGUCCUGGGGUUUGGUGAUAUUAUUGUACCAGGAUUAUUGGUUGCUUAUUGCCGAAGAUUCGAUGUGGAGACUAACGGCUACAACAUCUACUUCAUUCUGUGUACAAUAGCAUAUGCAGUGGGCAUGAUGUUGACAUUUGUUGUUCUGAUCGUUAUGAAGAUGGCACAGCCUGCUCUACUCUACCUUGUACCAUGUACUCUCAUCACUUGCACUAUAACGGCCAUCACGAGGAAGGAAUUAAGAAUAUUUUGGACGGGAAGUGUUUAUGAGGUUUUACAAGGCUUCAAUCCCACUAGUACUCAGACUGACAAGUUUCCUCGAGCUCAGCAGUUGCUUUAUGAUGAUGACCCCAGUUGAUGCAGCAAGUGAAGAAACUACUGCUGCUCUCAUUGAGCCAGUGUCUGAAAAUCCCUCCGAGAUAUAAUUUGCUGCUUUACUGCAACUCAUUUUCUACAUGUACUUUGUUACCAAAUAAUUAGGAAACUGGGGGUAACCCAGAAUUUGUGAUUACCUGAAAAACUCUCUUGCCUUUAAGCACAAAUUUCUACAUUGAAAUAUUUUUGUAAUGACAUUUAUUUCUGAAUCUGAGAAUCUAUUAUUAUGUACUUUCACUACUUCAGAAGCUGUUGGAUGUAAAUAUCAUAGAUAAAUAUGUAAUUACAUUCAAACUUUGGUUAAUCUGGUCAAACUUUUCUGGUUGCUCUUGGAUGGACAUGCUUAGCUUUGAAUGACGGUUACUGUUCUCUAGAAGGUCAAGAACACGUGCUAAUCAGAAAUGUUUGAACAAAACCAAAUCUUUAAAAAUGAACCCCAGUGUUGUUUUCAGUCAUUUAUUCAACUGUGCCUGUGCAUCCUUCAAAUUAUGCCAAAUAGGGUUAUGUUUCUAUUCCAAUUUAACACUAACCAGGCAGGUUUGAUCAUGUGAAGGCCAUUUGAAUAUCUUUGUACAUAGGAAGUGAAGAUUAACCUGCACUGCUGUGUGAUACGAUUCGCAUCUAACUUUGAUUAUGGAAAUACAUUCUGUGAAACAGGGUGUGCUAAUGUUUGAAGAUGAAUUGAAAUAUUUGUUAUGAUUUAAAUAAGGGGAUGUAACUGCAGAAUUAUUUUAUUAAAUACAUUUGGAAAUUC
Amblyraja radiata (thorny skate) is the source of this 2461-nucleotide messenger RNA. RefSeq names its product signal peptide peptidase like 2A (gene sppl2a). Gene Ontology annotation, molecular function: aspartic endopeptidase activity, intramembrane cleaving. Lineage: Eukaryota; Metazoa; Chordata; Chondrichthyes; Rajiformes; Rajidae. Bases 20 to 1690 code for a protein of 556 amino acids. The transcript has 17 exons. Gene Ontology annotation, cellular component: lumenal side of endoplasmic reticulum membrane; Golgi-associated vesicle membrane; lysosomal membrane. The record is from RefSeq and is a predicted model, not a curated record. Gene Ontology annotation, biological process: membrane protein proteolysis.